GUUGCAGCUGUUGCGAAAUAGCAAGUACAUGCAAGGGCAGACCCUCUACGUGAUGACGCUGCUGGUCCGGGACACCCAAAACGCUGCUGGUUUGCGGAUGCGGAGGGUGGUGAACCCACAGACCACCUCUGCCGUGCCCGAAGACUGGCAUGUGCAGUCCUAUUCAGAUUU
Durusdinium trenchii is the source of this 171-nucleotide messenger RNA. Lineage: Eukaryota; Dinophyceae; Suessiales; Symbiodiniaceae. The record is from the annotation of a GenBank genome assembly.